Messenger RNA from Protopolystoma xenopodis, 768 nucleotides. NCBI's taxonomy places the organism in Eukaryota, Metazoa, Platyhelminthes, Monogenea, Polystomatidea, Polystomatidae. The record is from the annotation of a GenBank genome assembly.
AUGGAGAAAAUAAACCGAUGGUGUAGUGACGCCACAAAUCAGCUGAUACCAGAUUUUAUUUCUUCGCCAAACGAUGUCGAUCCAAGGACCCGAUGCUUGCUUCUUAAUGCUAUCCACUUUAAAGAUUCCUGGAGCUCCAAGUUCAAUCCUAGUUGUACGAAAUCUCAAGAUUUUCAUAUUGAUGGACAAACAAAGUUUCAAUUGCCUAUGAUGUCUGAAGACGUUCCCGCCGUUCUCAGCGAAUCCUCAGAGCUGGGUAUUCGACUGCUGAAAUUGAAUUUGAAUUGCAAAAAGUUCUCCUUCGUUGUUAUGCUGCCAAAGGAGCGUUUUAAAUUGCCCAGUCUCGACAAGGUUUUGCAUGACGGACAUUACAAAAGCUUGAUUGCCUCAAAAGACUUGACUCACGUCCGAGUGACUCUUCCGCGAUUCGAGCUCACCUUCAAAACGGAACUGAUUAAGGUAUUCUCGAGCAUGGGUAUCAAUGACCUCUUCGUCGAAAAUGUGGCAGAUUUGUCCGGUAUCACAAAAGCGGAAAAACUCUAUGUGGAUGAGGCGCUUCAAAAAUGUGUAAUUCGAGUUACCGAGGAUGGCAUUGAAGCAGCUGCUGUCACUGAAAUCCGGUGUAUGCCUCUUUGUGCAAUUUUUACUACACUCACAUUUUGCGUGGAUGAACCAUUCCAUUGUAUGAUCUACUCGAAUAUACUCGAAUCGCCAUUGUUUGUUGCCACUGUUCGACGUCCCACUCCUAUUGAAUCUAAAGACGCUUAA